GGGAGUUUUGCAUCACUUACCUAGCUAACUGAACUCUUCAGUGUAACGCCGCGCGCCUGAAGCAGCACCUCUCUCUUUUUUGUAAAAUUUUUUCUUUCUCCUCACCUGGAUGUUUUCAACGCUCCACCUUGUGGGAUAAGAGGUGACGAGAGGGAGGAGGUGGGGCGGAGAGAAAGAGCACGCACGGAGGAAGCGGGAUCGGAGGAUUAUGGCUCUCGCAGCGUUAUUUGUGUAUCUCAUAACGCUCACCUGUGCAGACGUAUACCUGGUGCACGCCAACAGGCAUACUGUGCAUUGGAACAGCUCCAACAUAAAUCUCCGCGGAGAGGGCUACACGGUGCAGGUGAACGUCAACGACUACCUGGACAUCUACUGCCCUCACUACAACGAUAGCCAGCGGGGCGGCAUCGGCGAGCAGUACGUGCUCUACAUGGUCGGUUACAUCGGCUACCGCAACUGCGACCCACACCUGGGCUUCAAGCGCUGGGAGUGUAACCGGCCACACGCACCGCACGCGCCCAUCAAGUUCUCUGAGAAGUUCCAGCGCUACAGCGCCUUCUCCCUCGGCUACGAGUUCCUCGUGGGACAUCAUUACUACUACAUUUCCACCCCCACCUCCCACCAAGGGCGCAGCUGUCUCCGGCUGAGGGUCUACGUCUGCUGCACCUCCACUACUGACUUGGACAACAACAUCCACCCGACGCAGGCAGACUACACGCUCAGGCCUAACAUCAAAAUACAUGACAUUGAUGAGUUCAGCCCUGAGGUCCCCAAGCUGGAGAAGAGCAUCAGCGGGAGCAGCCCCUCCCGCGACCGCCUGCUGCUCACCAUGGCGUCGCUCUUCCUCGCUGUCCUAUUCGUCUCCUAGCGCGCUCACUUCCCCUGUGGCAGCCAGUCAGCGGGCGGGGCACGGGCAAGAGCGCGGAGGCCAAGAUGUGGGAGUGGGCACGGUCGGAAAGGGGAGCCACGGAUGCACCCGGGAAGGUGACCCGACACAACGCGACGAAACUCGGACGGAGAUGGAUGUGGCGUGAAGCAGCCCGGACACUUGAUGACUUGCCUGCAGACGGGCUGAGUGUGAGUGUGCGUGUGAUACCACUACGUGUGACUCGCAACAUGCAUGUGUAGAUGUCCGUGUGUCUCGGCACAAGGGCCAUCGCUGCCUUCUGACAGCGGUGCUGCCGCUGUGUGGCUCCAAGCCCAGACUGCCUGUCAGAUCAUUCAAAAGAUGUGACUGAGGACACAUGGACCUGUGGGCCAGUCGGAGCUCACCGGACACACACCGUGACGGUGGCCUGCUUCACUGGCGGUGCGCCUCUCCUGUACCGAAGACACCUGCACCGCUGUGAAUGGCUGCAGCUUCCUGUUGCUCAGUGCGGUGCGCCGUAGCGAACCGGGACGACGCGCAACGGCCAGCAGCGGUCAGCCGUGCCUCUUAAAGGAGAGCAUUCCCUGCCUGUCGCGUACUGUAGUCCUUAUGUAGCCAUGAUGUUCGUGCAGGAACAGCUAGCCAGGAUCGCGUUCCUCUCCCCGUUUUAUAUUGGUCUAGUUGCCUUCAAGGUGGAUUCAAGGUUUUUUCCCCCACUAUUAUUGUUUUUUGCCUAGCUUUGUCACGCAGGAAACUGCAUAAACACUUUAGAUCAACGCAAUUUGAAAUCUCUUACCGUGAGAUGGGGUUCCCGCUCUCACUUUUCCUGAUUUGAUGGUCUGCACACUUCAGCAAUACUGGUUUUAAAUAACUGAAUUGAUCAGCAUUCAUCAUUCUGCCCAAACUGUUUUUUUCCCCCCAUAAUUGUACAUAGAAGCAGCAGGUGAGCCCAAAACCCCAUCUGUAGGACUGAAGUAGCCUUCUGUAGAGUGGCCAUGCCAAGCCGUUCACGACAGCAUCUGGGGGACCCCCCCCGCAGCAAACUUGAAGACUGUGACAAGAUGUAUUUAAAUAUACAUAUAGCUCUGUAUAUAUAUAUUUAUAUACAUUUUGGGUUGUAGUUUAAGGCCUUUUCUUCCUUCUUCCUUGGUCAGCGUGGCAUGUGGCCUGAUUUUUUUUUUUGUGUGCCAGACACCCGUCUGUCUACUGGUUUCUUUUGUCGUAACCUUUUGAGCAGAAGCGUGCAGUAUCUGUGUACCAUCCAUUCAUGCACAGCACAAAGACAACCCACAAGCAAGACGUAACAUCAUUUCAAACUGGGGAAUAGUGGAUAAACAUAUAUGUAAAUAUAUAUACAUAUAUAUAUACAUAUAUACGUAGUGAAAUAAAACAUUGUUAUAAGUGCUUUGGUUUGAGGAUGUGAGAUGUGUGCAUGGAAGCUGGAGAGAGUGUGUAAAAAUGUGUACAAUGUCCAUGCCCCCCCCCCCCGCCCCCUGCUGUUAGCACCUUAUAGAUCCUGGUGAUAGUAAGUGUGUGAUAGUAUCAGUCUGCAAUCAGUGUUCUUUUAAAUGCAAGUUAACAGGACAUUAACAGUAGAGUAUGACUGAUGGCUGCUGCAGCAGCAGUGUAUGUCCUCAAGCUAUUGUGAGCAGGAUCACCAUGGUGGAACAUCUCAUCCUGUCAUGGAAGCUGAAGAAGGAAAAUGCCCGCUCUUGUCAGGGGAUCCAAGCUCCUGAAUGACAGGCAUCUCACAAACUUGAAAAUGAAUGUUUUUGCCUCUUUCGUUUUUGUGUUGUUUUACAGCUCUGUGUUUUUUGGGCUGGUGUUGGGCAUGAACGGGGGACCGGGUGGUAUCUGAUAAAAGCUGUUGAAGAGUUUAUGGGGAAAACGCAAAACACAAGAACAAAUCACUCUUCAAAUGUUGCACUUAAAAACUUAGACACGAGAGUAUGAGGGAGAGCGUAAGUCUGUUUCAGUGUUAUGUGUGUGUUUCUGUGUCUCUAGCCUACGGGUGCGAGUGUGGUUUUGUGUGUGUGUGUGUGUGUGUGUGUGUGCGCGCGCGCGCGCGCGUGUCUUGACAUCCGCGUGCCCGUGCGUGGCUGCCUGUUACCGCGUGAGUGUCAGGAAAGGUCUGUCUGUGCAUGAGUGAGCGGACGAGCACCUAAUGGGCGAAACAACAAAAGCAUUUAUUAAUGUUGGAAACAACGAAUAACAAUCAUGUUUACCUUUGACUGGAAUGAAUAAAAUGGAACUUGAAAUAUAAACAAGCUGUAAAAUGGAAAAAUGAUAACAAAGGUUAUAAUGAUUAUAAUAAUGAUAACAAAAUAAUAAGCUUAAGAGUCAUACUUUUA
This is a messenger RNA of Brienomyrus brachyistius, 3219 nucleotides long. RefSeq names its product ephrin-A3b (gene efna3b). Gene Ontology annotation, molecular function: ephrin receptor binding. Gene Ontology annotation, biological process: ephrin receptor signaling pathway; axon guidance. Lineage: Eukaryota; Metazoa; Chordata; Actinopteri; Osteoglossiformes; Mormyridae. The transcript is spliced from 5 exons. Gene Ontology annotation, cellular component: plasma membrane. The coding region runs from base 209 to 868 and encodes 219 amino acids. The record is from RefSeq and is a predicted model, not a curated record.